CUAGAAGUCAGAAGACCUGGGUCCGAGUUAAUGUACAGCUGCUGCUGCUGCUGCUGCUACUUGUCUCUGUGGCUUUGGACACAUGACUUCCCCUGCUGGAUCUCAAUUUUCUCAUCUGUUCAAUUCUGGGAUCUUGAAAGUCUCUUCUCAACGAUGGCAUUUUAUGACCACUUGAGUCUGUUUGGCAUUAUUUGCGGCUUUUUUCCAGGCCGAAAUCACUGGGCUUGAGGCUUUCUUGCUAAAGACGAUUAUCAAUUCAAUUCAUAUUUGUUGGGUGCUUAUUAUAUGCCUAACACUAUGCUAGGUGCUAAGGAUACAGUGGUGAAAAAGACACAUUUCUUACUUGGAUAUGUAGGCCCAGACAAAGAUAAGUUAGCAGAAAAUUACAAUGCAUCAUAUUUGUCAUGACAGUAAAACAAGGUAAUAUAAAAGACACAAGACGGCACUUAAGCCAGACUCAAUUUGUCAGAGAAGGCUUUCUGGAGUUCCCCCUUGAAAGCCAAGAGCUAGCCAUUUGAAGAAAUAAGAAGGGGAAGAGUACUCUAGGCAGAAAGGAUCCUGUAUCGAAAACCAAUCAAAAGUCUGGUUCCUUUGAGGAAGUGAAAGAAUUCUUCUUAGAGCAAGUGAGGGUAGUACUAAGAAAUGAGAUUACAGAAGUUGAGACCAUAUCAUGAAGGGGUCUGUAAGCUGUGUUAAGGAGAUAGUUAGCAUGAUGGUUAAGAAUUUAGGACUCCAUGAGUUCCACUUUCAACUCUACUCUUCCUAGCUGGCUGAUCUUGAGCUAGUCACUUAACCUCGAUAAUUUAUAGGUUCCUCCUCUGAAAAUGAGAAUAAUAAGAGUUUGGUCUUUAUCUUAAGAGCCUCGAGGAAUCAUUGAAGGGUUUUAAGUAGACACAUGAUAUAAUUUCUAUUAUAAGGAGAACUCUGGUUGCAGGGUGGCAAAUAUAUUGUGGUGGGGCAAAUGUGGAAGCUGGUAGCCUAAUUAGGAAGCUAUUGCAUCAUUGAGGCUAGAGAUUGUGUUAGGUCCACAUUUAGGUAUGUAACAGUAGAGAAGGAUAAGAUAGUAGAGAUACAUAGGAUGAAGAAUAGGCAGGACAUGGUUGUUGAGGGUAGGAAAUGAGAGAGAAGAAAGUAUCAAAGAUGAUACCCAGAUUCGUGACUUGGGCAGCUAGGAGGUUGAUGGCGCCAUUCAUGGAACUCAGGAAGGGGAACGAAUUUGGAGUAGGAGAUUAUGAGUUCAAUUACAGACAUGUUGAGUGUGAGGUGCCUGGGUUUACCCAGAGGAUGUCUGGUAGGCAGUUAGGUAAGGGGUUGUGAUAGAAGUCCUAAAAAUGAGCUGGAACUCUGUAUUUGGAUGGGCUGGCAGUGUGGGGGGCAGACAAGUUCUGGACUUGGAAGUAACCACACCAUCUUGUCUUUUUCCAGAUACAGAGAUUGACUGGAAGGCCUACAUGGCUGAGGUGGAGGGUGUCAUCAAUGGCACCUAUGACUAUACCCAACUGCAGGGUGACACUGGACCUCUUGUGUACCCAGCUGGCUUUGUGUACAUCUUUAUGGGGCUAUACUAUGCCACUGCCCAGGGCACUGACAUCCGCAUGGCCCAGCACAUCUUUGCUGGGCUCUACCUGGCCACCUUGCUGCUUGUCUUUUUGAUCUACCACCAGACCUGCAAGGUACCUCCCUUCGUCUUUUUCUUCAUGUGCUGCGCCUCUUACCGUGUCCACUCCAUCUUCGUGUUGCGGCUCUUCAAUGACCCAGUGGCCAUGGCGCUGCUGUUCCUCAGUAUCAAUCUUCUGCUGGCCCAGCGCUGGGGCUGGGGCUGCUGCUGUUUCAGCCUGGCAGUCUCUGUGAAGAUGAACGUGCUCCUUUUUGCGCCUGGGUUACUAUUUCUUCUCCUCACACAAUUUGGCCUCCGUGGGGCCCUCCCCAAGCUGGGCAUCUGUGCUGUCCUACAGGUGGUGCUGGGGCUGCCCUUCCUGCUGGAGAACCCUGUCGGUUACCUUUCCCGCUCCUUUGACCUUGGCCGCCAGUUUCUCUUCCGCUGGACAGUGAACUGGCGCUUCCUCCCCGAGGCCCUCUUCCUGCAUCGUGCCUUCCACCUGGCACUAUUGGCCACCCACCUCAUCAUGCUCUUGCUCUUUGUUCUCUGCAAGUGGCACAGGACUGGGGAAAGUAUCCUGUCACUGCUGAAGGAUCCCUCCAAAAGGAAGGUUCCACCCCAGCCCCUCACACCCAAUCAGAUAGUUUCUACCCUCUUCACCUCCAACUUCAUUGGCAUCUGCUUUAGCCGUUCUCUCCACUACCAGUUCUACGUCUGGUAUUUCCACACACUGCCCUACCUCCUGUGGGCUACGCCUGCACGCCGGCUCACACACCUGCUCAGGUUGCUGGUGCUGGGGCUCAUUGAGCUCUCCUGGAACACAUAUCCAUCCACAUCCUGCAGCUCUGCUGCACUGCAUGUAUGCCAUGCUGUCAUCUUGCUGCAGCUCUGGCUGGGCCCCCAGCCUUUCCCCAAGAGUAUCCAGCACAGCAAGAAAGCCCACUGAGAUUCACCUCUACUCCAUUCUCAGGACCCUGGAUGCAGAUGGACUCUGUGAGACUUUCCCAAUAAACCUUACCAAGUCCA
Pteropus alecto (black flying fox) is the source of this 2626-nucleotide messenger RNA. RefSeq names its product ALG3, alpha-1,3- mannosyltransferase (gene ALG3). The transcript is spliced from 8 exons. The coding region runs from base 1332 to 2546 and encodes 404 amino acids. Gene Ontology annotation, molecular function: dol-P-Man:Man(5)GlcNAc(2)-PP-Dol alpha-1,3-mannosyltransferase activity. Gene Ontology annotation, cellular component: endoplasmic reticulum. The record is from RefSeq and is a predicted model, not a curated record. Lineage: Eukaryota; Metazoa; Chordata; Mammalia; Chiroptera; Pteropodidae.